UAUCUUUUAUGCACUAUUUAAAUUACUGUAACUUUUUAAUUUCUCAAUUAAUUAAGUAUAUAUAUAAUAGUUCAUAUCAAUCAUUACAUAUUACUAUGUAUUAAAUCUCUUGAUAAUACUUGUAUCAAAAAUAUAUAAUAGAAAAAAUUAAUCACGAAUAGUCUUAAAAUUCCAAUUGUAAUGUUAUUAAGACCAUUCGAAAUGAAAUUGAGUUUUUUUUAAUAAUGUCUGAUCAUCGAAAACUGUCAAGAAUCACAAUAAUGCAAAUGUUUCAUGAACUUAAACAACAAUUUCCAACUGUUCCAGAUGAAGUAGUAAAUGAAUGCAUUGUUAAAAAUUCAGUUAAUCGUGAGGCCUGUAUAGCAAAUUUAACUAUAAUUCAAAAAAAUUAUGUGCAACAAAUGUAUCCAUCAGAUAUUGUUGAUAAAAUGGCAAUUAGACCAAAAUCAUUGGAAAUGCUAUUAGACAACCAUUCUUUAACUAAUUUUUCAAAUAUAGAUUUUAACACUAAAAAUUGUCAAUCUCCAUCAAUAUCAGCACCAGCUACUCCUUCGCAACCAAUCAAUUGUGAACAAAGACAUAAAUCAAGUUUAUCAUUAGAUUCUGUAUCUUUAGUUGAUAUUCAAUGUAGACCUUUUACGUCUGUCAGUUUAACUCUAAGAAAACCUUUUAAAGAACAACCUUUACCUCCUUUGGAUCUGAUUGCUAGUAGUAGAUCAGAACUUACUUAUACUGCUUGUUCAUAUGAUCCAUCUAAUGAUCCUAAUAAUUGUUAUCAAUCAAGAUUACAUAUUAGUAUUGACCCUGAAGGUGAAACAACUGUUACAACUUCAAGAAUUAUGAUUUCGCCUACAGCUAUUACAUCUACUAAUCGAACAACUGAUACUCAUCUUCCUGGAAUAAUUCACACUGAUAACAUUUCACCUAGAACUAAAUUGACAAUAACUGCUCAAAUAGAAAGAAAACAAAAACUGGCAUCUGAAUUAAUUAUUGAAAAAGAAAAAUUAGAGAUUAUCAAAAAGAGUAUAGCUUCAUUAGAGGCAAAUGUUUCUAAUAAACACUCAAAAUUAAAAAAGGUUGAGCAAUUAAGAAAUGAUGUGGAAAUUCUAAAAUUGGAAUGUAAUAGACUAACUUUAAAAGUUAAUGAAGCAAAAGAUAAUACAGGAGAGUCAUAAAGAUAUAUCAAAUAAUAAGUCAAUAACAAUUUUAUCAAGUAUUUAUCAAAUUAUAAGCAUUUUAAUACAUUGAGUGUGUGUGAGUAUAGUGUACAUUAGAGCUUUGCAUGGACAUUAAUUUUGAGGCCAACAAUGCAGAAGAUUAUGCCCAACUCUUUGACCAGUUUACAAAUUUUUGUCUCUUCCAGGCCCGGUCUAUCAACUAUAUAUUUUUAGCCCUUGACUCAUUAGAUUUUUUACCUAGCCUUGACCAUCAGAUUUUUACAUUAUAUUAUAAUAAUAACUAUCCGAAUAAACUGUAAAUGUCCAGGUAUU
Molecule: messenger RNA, 1490 nt
Organism: Daktulosphaira vitifoliae (grape phylloxera)
Lineage: Eukaryota; Metazoa; Arthropoda; Insecta; Hemiptera; Phylloxeridae
Gene: Tab2
Product: TGF-beta-activated kinase 1 and MAP3K7-binding protein 2
Exons: 6
Coding region: 225-1175 (316 amino acids)
Molecular function (GO): ubiquitin binding
Source: RefSeq, a predicted model, not a curated record